Molecule: messenger RNA, 282 nt
Organism: Pieris macdunnoughi
Lineage: Eukaryota; Metazoa; Arthropoda; Insecta; Lepidoptera; Pieridae
Source: the annotation of a GenBank genome assembly
AUGGACAAAGAAACGUUAAAGCUAGGAGAUGUCAAAAUUUUGAAGGAAUCGAAUGAUUUUAAUUACUGUUUUUCCUAUAAAACAUCGUACGAGGACACACAGUUUAAAACAGUCAUUAUAGACAAAAUUGGUAAGACAAGAAACACUGCCAAUAAUAUCAGUGUUAAAAAAGUAUACAGAGAAAAAAUUCCUAUAUGUGAGAAGAAGAAGAAAGGUUUGCUAGACCUUAUUAGGAAAAAUACUGUACCAAGGUUUUAUAAACUGUUUUUUGAGAAUCUCUAA